UUUCCGACGCAAAGACCUUUCAGUUAAGCAAAGUAGAGGAGGACAACAUUUACGUCUGCGUGUGAAGAGACAACACGGGCAUUCAUCUUGUUCAGUUCUUCAACUAAAUAGUUCUAAAGCAAGUCUUGUCCAGUUAUGAGGGAGCUAUCCCUGCAUCUUGUGCUCGGUCAUCUCCUCAUAUCUCACGUUGCCUCUACCUGCAUUCCUGUCGAGUGCCUGCGAUGUAACGUCACAGGAGAAGCUCUAGCAGAUUCUUGCGGGCUCUGUCCAAACAUCACUGACUGCAUUAAUGAAACAUUAACCAAUGUUUCACAAAACUGCAGAAGAGACUUUAAGGUGUUUAUCAACGGCACUCAAUCCGAAGCACAGGAGGGCGAUGACAUCACUCUAACCUGCCUCCAUAACAUUUCCGAUAUGAAUGUGACGUAUAAGUGGAACAAGGAUGGGACCGAAUUGAAAAACAAAAAAGGACAAAAGCUCUCUCGCAAAGUGCUUUCGAAAGAUGCAGGCGAAUACAUCUGCUCUGUGCAGAGCCUGUGUGGCAAUUACACGUCUUCACCACACGAUGUCACUGUACACAACAACAGCGUGAUCCUCUUGGUGAUCUGUGGUGUUGCAGCUUUGGCCUUGGUCUUGGUUCUGGGGCUUGCUAUGAAGUUCAAGCUGGAAAAAGACAAAGCUAGACACAGAGAGAGGAUGCAGCAGAGGGCACAGAUUGGGCAGACUGGCGGUCCAACUCCAUUCACACCAAGAGACUCCUGAAUGAGACACACUCUGUCACAUUUAUAUGUCAUGAAUACUGACCUUUUUUCAUAAUCCACUGUUGUAGUAUUUAAUACAGAAAUAAAAACUCCCCAGUCUCUGUC
Stegastes partitus (bicolor damselfish) is the source of this 866-nucleotide messenger RNA. RefSeq lists its product as uncharacterized. Lineage: Eukaryota; Metazoa; Chordata; Actinopteri; Pomacentridae. Bases 136 to 762 code for a protein of 208 amino acids. The transcript has 8 exons. The record is from RefSeq and is a predicted model, not a curated record.